AUUAUUGCCUACUGAUUGUGAGAUAUAAAAUGUAAUAAAUUUUAAACUUCAGUAAUUUCGUCAUAGAACCAGGUAUACAUGGUAUUAAUAGCUUUUGCCGCUUCAAUAAUGUUGAGAAGAUUCAAUUUGCGAAGUAACUCCAAGCUAAUAGUAUGGCAAGUAACUCGUUUGAGCUCUACAGAUUCCUCCAGCAUCAAAGAAUGUAAUGAACCAACAUAUGAAGAUGGAAUUAGAAAUAAAAUAUUAGCAUCAUCUCUUCCUUUUGUACCUGAGCUAGAAUGGUCCAAAGAAGCUAUAAGCAAUGGUGCCGAAUGUAUUGGUUACCCCGCAAUCAGCCACGGAAUGUUUACCAGAGGUGGAGCAGAUCUAGUACACUAUUUUCAAACUAGUUCAAAUUCAAAAUUAGUAGACAUCUUGAAAAAGAUUCAGGAGGAAUGUAAAGAAAAUCCUAUACUACCAGGAGAGUUUGCAGAGAAAGCCAUUCAGGCCCGCUUGAAAAUGAUACAACCCUAUAUUAGCAAAUGGCCACAAGCUAUAGCAAUUAUGUCAAUAUUGUUGCUUAAUAUAAUUACAAUGGAAGUCCGAACUAGUGAAAUUCAUCACGAAACAUUGUCAAUCACCUUCAAACAAAGGAUAGGAAUUGCUGGAGUUUACAAAGCUACAGAACUGUACAUGAUUCGGGAUAAGUCAGAUGAAUUCCUAAGCAAAUGGACUUUUUUGAACCGCCAUCUAGCAGAAGCAGUGCAGUUACAUGAUUUAUUGUGCAAAAACGAGGUCACUAUUCAAUCUGCCAAGGAAACAGUACAGUCUGUGUUUAUUACAGCUCGCAAUAUACUUGGGCUUAACUGGAAUAGGUAGUACUAUAUUUUCACUUCACCAACGAAACUAUGAGGUAUUAAUAGAAAGCUCGUAUUCAGCUGUGUUAUUAUUAAAUAUAAUAUACAAUAUACCUAAUAAAAAA
This is a messenger RNA of Leptinotarsa decemlineata (Colorado potato beetle), 961 nucleotides long. Its product is annotated as ubiquinone biosynthesis protein COQ9, mitochondrial-like. Gene Ontology annotation, biological process: ubiquinone biosynthetic process. The record is from RefSeq and is a predicted model, not a curated record. NCBI's taxonomy places the organism in Eukaryota, Metazoa, Arthropoda, Insecta, Coleoptera, Chrysomelidae. Gene Ontology annotation, molecular function: lipid binding. Gene Ontology annotation, cellular component: mitochondrial inner membrane.